UCAUUCGGCUCGCGUUGUGAUCACAGUCAGUCGGUAAACAGCUCGUGUAGGAGAAACACUGAAACAGUGACCAACCGCGAUAUAAAAAUUUUCUUUUUGUCGACAUAAAACUGGAAAAUUACGUCCACAAAGGAACGAAGAUUUCAGGGUUUGUUAGCACGUAAAAAGGGGAGGCGGUUCAGCCACUUGCGUUGCCCAGACGGGUACGUUCCGUUGAGACAGCUUAACUUCAACAAAGAGCCGCCUUGGGACCCCAGCUAACACCUGCCGACAGCAAGUGUCCUCACUGGCCAGUGUUUAUAUAACCAUUCUUAUUUGUGCUACUAAAUUCCUGUAAACUUUAAACAAAAAAAAGAAGAAAUCAUGAAGCAGUACCUAGGAAACCAGGCUGUUGAUAUUCAUCAGAGUGGCCAUUCUACCCACUCCAUCAUUGAAACACAUGUUGCUCACGCUAAACUCGAGGGGGGUGACGAGUCACUGAUCAUUGGAAACCUUGGUGACAUAGUCCACAAGUACAACAACUGGGUGAGAAAGAUUCCACGCGUCAAACCGUUCUACGCGGUCAAAUGCAAUGACGACUCCGCUGUCCUGCAAAUCCUUGCUGAUCUGGGAGCCAACUUUGACUGUGCAAGCAAGGCCGAGAUCCAGAAAGUGCUGUCCAUGGGUGUGUGUCCCUCACGCAUCAUCUACGCUAACCCUUGCAAGCAGUCCUCCAUGAUUAGAUUUGCAGCCAAGGCAAAUGUCGAGAUGAUGACCUUCGAUAACGAAUCUGAAUUGCAUAAAGUGAAAAGUCUCUUCCCCACUGCCAAGCUGGUUCUCCGCAUUCUACCGCCCAGCAACUUCAAGGUCCAGUGCGAGCUGGGCAUUAAGUUCGGUGUGAACCCCGCCAAGGCCAUCCAUCUCCUGCGCGCAGCCAAGAGCCUAGACCUGGACGUCAUGGGGGUCAGCUUCCACGUAGGUAGCGGGUGCCAGGAGCCUGAGGCGUUUGUGGCAGCCAUCCAGCAGGCGCGCAUGGUGUUUGACCAGGGACUUGACCUCGGGUUCAACAUGACCCUGCUUGACAUUGGUGGAGGCUUUCCAGGCCACGCAGGCUCCUUCAUCGCCUUUGAUGCUAUCUCCCAGGUUGUGAACAUGGCACUUGACAAGUAUUUCCCUGCCGAGGAGGGCGUGACACUGAUUGCUGAACCAGGUCGUUACAUGGUUGCCUCCGCCUUCACACUGGCUGUCAACGUCAUCGCCAAGCGUGUGGUGGCUCGCGACCAGAAUGGCAGCACUGAGGAGCUCAAUGGUGAGCCAAGCGUGUCUGACCAGCCAGCGGUCAUGUACUACGUCAGUGACGGGGUCUACGGCUCAUUCAACUGUCUACUGUAUGACCAUGCCGAAGUGAACAUCAAGCCACUCAAGUAUGUGGAUGUCGAUGACAUGACCUUUGAGAGCAGCGUGUGGGGGCCGACAUGCGACGGUAUGGACUGUAUCCUGAAGAACGUUCAGCUGCCUAUGCAUGAGGUCGGCGAAUGGUUCUACUUUGAGAACAUGGGCGCGUACACUAUCGCCGCGGCGUCCACCUUCAACGGAAUGCAGAAUCCCACACGCUUCUACUACUGCGAUGCUGACAUUUGGUUUGACGUCUACCCAGAGGCUGUGACAGGAUACCAUAGCGCCCAGCAUGGCCUCCCCUUCCUGCGCGCAGGCCACUCCCUGCAUGACACCUUCGAGACCGCCUCCGAAAUGUUUGGUGAAAGCAACGGCAUCAUGUGUAAUUACUAGAACAACCACAACACUCUUCCCUGGAAGUAACGACCCAUCGAAAGAAAUGGACCUGAUACUGCUUCAAUGAUUUUGACUUUUUACACUCGGAACUUUUUGAUUUUAGUGUUUUUUAAUUAUAGUUUUGAUACUUUGUGUUUUAUCAGAACCCUGUUUUUUUAGAAUAAAGUAUCUUUUUCGGGGGUAAUGUCCAUUUUCUUGACUGGUAAUAUUGGAAUGGUUUUAUAAAAAGGGGUAUAAUAUGAAGAAAUGCUAUUAAAACAGGGUUCUUAACAUUUUGUGUUGGUCUUUAGAUUUUAAACAUUACUUUUAUUCCCCAUUCUUUAUUACAGUUGUAUUAUUUUCCAAACAUCGCAUGUACUAUAGAUGCCAUCACGUUACUCAUGACCUUACCAUCAUUUAUUCAUGUGUGUACAAAGAUUUAUUUGCGUAUUCACAUAUGAUAUAUUGGACCAAUGUUUUUGCUCAUUGUUUACAUUGUCAAGUUCUUUAUAAACAUGUGUUAAAAAUCUGUUUAAUUUGUGACUGUCUUUGCUGAAAUAUUUGUUGUAUUUGAAAGUCAUGUUUUUUAAUCAAAGUAAAAUUAAAUUGAUACAUAACUCAUCAUGGUCAGGUAUUUGAAGAAUUAUUUUUUAAAAGUUCAAAUAUUUACCAACUAUUCACUAACUAUUUUUGUAUUGCGAAUACAUAGAGAUGACCAAUUGACAAUCUUAUUGUUUUCAAUGUUUUACAUGUCUCAAUGGUGCUGGACAUUUUUAUUCCCAUGUCAUUUUACUUUUGGUCAACAUGUACAUUUUACAACUAAAUUAAUAACAUGGCCGGAUUUCUCACAUAAUUUCUACAUUUGUAAACGUAAUACUAGUACAAUUUGACUGCUGCAACAUCAAUAUAAUGUAAUUAAUGGUUGUUCAUUUACAAAUAUACCACGUUUUAGUUAAUAAUGCAUUAUGGGUGUCAACUUUAAACAACCAAUCAUUUUCUGCUAAAUUUUAUCUGUAGAUUGUAUGUUUGAGGAGAAUUUUGUUGCCUGUCAAAUUGCUAGUGUUGAAGCAUGUUGCUUCCAUUUGUAACAUAGCGGGCAUGAAUUACGUUUGGCAUCUAUGGUAUUAUGUAUAUUCCUUAUUUCUUUUUUAAGUGUUUGGUAUUCAUUUUAUCAUGAGGGGUAUGUGAAUGUUGUUUUGCUUAUGACUAUGUAACACUUGGUGUAAGAAUUGAAUGCAAAUUUCCCUCUGCAGAUUUAUUAUAUUACCAAAGUAACUGCCAAAAUAAUGGUCCAAAAUAACGAUUUUUACGAUCAUUUCAUUAAUCAUCUGCAUUGGCAAAAGAAAUGUGCCUUCAACUUCUUCACAUUAUGAAAUAUAUUCCUAGUUUUUUCAGUCAUUUUUCAGCGUAUAAACCCCAAUCACUUAAAACGGAAGAUAACGGAAAGUAAUAGUUGCUCCUUGAAUAGUGUAAUUUGAUAUUAAUGAAACAUUCAUGUUCUAUUCAUACAACCAAUAGCUAACAAUAGAUUGGUUAUAUAAACACUGAGGGCACUUGCUUGAAAGCUCCGUCUGGCCAGAUUUUAAUGUUGUACCUUUAAUUUACACCAGUGUCUUUAUUGUGUUGAGUGUAUUGGUGUAACUUACAGUUACAGGUGUUCAUUAUUGUCUAAUAAAGUGCUUCAUAAACACAA
Molecule: messenger RNA, 3442 nt
Organism: Dreissena polymorpha
Lineage: Eukaryota; Metazoa; Mollusca; Bivalvia; Myida; Dreissenidae
Product: ornithine decarboxylase 1-like
Exons: 11
Coding region: 364-1767 (467 amino acids)
Cellular component (GO): cytoplasm
Molecular function (GO): ornithine decarboxylase activity
Source: RefSeq, a predicted model, not a curated record